Hermetia illucens (black soldier fly) is the source of this 723-nucleotide messenger RNA. RefSeq lists its product as uncharacterized. The record is from RefSeq and is a predicted model, not a curated record. The transcript has a single exon. Gene Ontology annotation, molecular function: nucleic acid binding. NCBI's taxonomy places the organism in Eukaryota, Metazoa, Arthropoda, Insecta, Diptera, Stratiomyidae. The coding region runs from base 1 to 723 and encodes 240 amino acids. Gene Ontology annotation, biological process: DNA integration.
AUGACCCCCUUAACAUCAGACCAGGGAACCCAAUUCGAAUCGAUGUUAUUCAAAUCGUUAUCGCAUUUGGUAGGUUGUGAAAAGAUCCGAACUACAGCAUAUCAUCCAGCCGCUAAUGGAAUGAUUGAGCGCUGGCACCGCUCAUUCAAAGCUUCGAUUAUGUGUCACAACAACGCCGAAUGGGUAGACAGUUUGCCUACAGUUUUAUUAGGACUCCGUACUAGCGUUAAAGAAGACAUAGGUUCAUCAGCAGCGGAACUCGUUUAUGGUACCACACUUCGAUUACCCGGAGAAUUUUUCUUCAACGAAGGCAUGCCGCCAGAUCCUAAAUUCUUCGUAGAAAAAUUUCGUGAAAUCAUGCGAAAAGUAUGUCCUACUCCGACGAAACAUCACGUAAAGCCGAAAAUUUUCAUCCACAAGGACAUGUUCACUUGUACACACGUCUUUAUUCGAGUAGAUCGAGUUAAGAAACCACUUGAGCAUCCGUAUGAAGGACCAUUCCGAGUGCUCGAAAGAACUUCAGACAACGUUUUCGUUAUCGACGUAAAAGGUAAAGCAACCAGCACCAACGUCGAAAGGCUUAAACCGGCGUUUAUCGAAGCUGAACCAAUCAACCCAUCUUCAACUAUAACACAGCCCAACCCAGCUACACCUACACUCAAGACGUAUCCCGGACCUGGAAAGAAGACAACGAAAACGAAAUCCGUAACUUUCGCAGCAUAA